This is a messenger RNA of Trypanosoma brucei brucei TREU927, 2652 nucleotides long. RefSeq lists its product as hypothetical. The transcript has a single exon. The record is from RefSeq and is a predicted model, not a curated record. Lineage: Eukaryota; Euglenozoa; Kinetoplastea; Trypanosomatida; Trypanosomatidae. The coding region runs from base 1 to 2652 and encodes 883 amino acids.
AUGAAGGGCCCGCUUUCCAGAGCAGCUUUGCGUAUCCUUCGGGAGAAGGAGUCGUCAGCACCAUCGCAAGACGAGGAGGAUAUGGAUUACAAUCAGGAUUCAGUUUUCUUUAGCAUCCCCUCACCAUUACGAGCUCAUGAAGCAGUGAGAUAUACGAAACCCAUCAGAAUCGCCCCACAGAAAAGUGCUAAAUUUAAUCACACGGUUGCACGGGAGUUCGGUGACGGGAGGGUACCGCACCUUUCCAGGUUUGCAGGUGAUUGCAAAGCUAAGCGGGAAAGGCGAGCGGACAAUGAAGGAGAGGUGCAUGCAGCAAUGACGCCGCGCCGCCAUGCGUUUUUUGUUGCGAAUAAACGUGACGUACCUUCUCCGCCAAGAACCACACGGGAAUUAUUGAAUACACCAAUGGGAAAGCAAAGCCCGAGGCAGGAGUUUGUUGGAAGCAGCGCUGCAACCGGCCAUGCAAACCUUCUUGCAGCCGCCGUUGCUGCAGUUUCUUCCGCAACUGGCAACAAUCAUAUCACACCGCGCUUCACUGGUGACGCCUUGAUUUUGGGUUCGCCUCGGCAGACGCGAGCGGCGCUGCUUCGACGGGAGUAUACCGCGAAAACAACUCGAGAUAGAGCAUUAGAGGCCUUUGCGCAACCGGUGGACCGCUUCCUGGAAAGUAACAAACACCCGUCCAUCGAUACCAACCUUAAGGCCGACGUUAUUACUAAAAGCGAAAGCAUUCAAACAUGCCAAAGAGAGUCUCGAGGCGCGGUAAUGGUCCGACCAGAGUCAGUGCCAACCCCAAUUCAGCCGAUGAGACAAUCCCCUGCGUCGAUGACACUUGCGCCAACGAGCUCUAUUAGCAGAGGGUCUCUACUACUGACCAACGUACGCUCUGCCAUUGAAAGAAACAGGGAAUGUGAUGACAAAAAGAAGGUGUCGUUGUCUGCAAUGCGCUCCCCAAGGGCGGCAUCACCCUCGGCCGGAGUAAAGUCCCCAGCAAGAAGGCGCGACAACGGCAUCGCUUGGUGUGCUGGUGGUAAAUUACCUUCCACUGAGCCCCACCGACUUGGCAGCUUCUGUGGCAAUUCCCAGUACAGGAGUUCAGAGCAAAGCUUUGUUAUGAAAAAGAACAUGGACCACGCCGCCGCAGGGCCACCGUUGACCUCAAGAAGACAGAAAGCAAAUGUUCCAUUUGGACGAGAAAUAUCUGAUUGGUGUCCUGAGGAUCCAGAAUUUGCCUAUGAAAAAUGUACGCUUCGAUGGAAUGCGGGGUGCGACAUAUUUGGUGCCUCCAGUCGGGGGUGCAGUGCACCGCAACCUCAAGUCAGAGCGGGUCAGACGUAUUUUGGGCAUGCCUCAGUUGAGGAGAGUGGUUCCUCUCAAUUUGACGUCGUCGAAAUUUCCGAUAUCAUUGGAACAGAGGAAGUUACACGAGAAGACCAAGCGAAUAUUGACAAGAAGCAAAUGAUGGAAAUCUGUGAGAAUCCGCUGCCGUCACCACCUCGUGAGAGGCGGCCUGCAGCAAGUGGUGAUGUGCGGUAUGAUGACCACCGCAAAGUGCUGGAUUCAGCGACACAAACUGACAACACGGAAGGAAGGAUGUGCCAGGGUCUAUUUUUGUUGUCCCAACCGAUACUUAACAGGGAGAAAACAAAUUGUGGGGGUGACAAUGACACCAGUUACCUUAAGCCGAUGUCGGGCAAAGGUGUGGAAAUGGACCCUCUCGUGAAGGCUGCCGAGUUGGCUUCCAACAUGAGCCAUUUUGUGGAGAACUUGCACGAAACCAUUGUUGGUGAUGUGUUAGGAAGUGUACCAUCUGAUGCUGUAACCGGAGAUUCGAUGCUGACAGCGCGCAGCUUUAAAACCUGCUUGGAACAGGAGGAGGACGACUCACAGGCUCCUUUUCUGCGAACUCAGACGUUACCCAUGGGCCCACGAAAUUCCCCGCGCACACCUUCAGGCGGAACAAGCGUUGAUGGGAAAAUACCCUCCGAACGCGGAUCUCAACUGGUCGAGAAGAAUGAUGAUAUUUUUCUAGAGCCACUUCACUCGCCUCAGGUUUGGCCUUCCUCGACAGCACAGCGUUGGGGAAAAAAUGUUUCAAUACCGCUAAAGCGUUCUGUGAGGUGUGACGAGGAGAGAUUGGGUACUGGUGGUGGCCACCCCACUCCGACAGCUUUUGCUGCACUCCUCAACAGAGUUCAUUUGGAGUUUUUGCGUCGGUACUUCCGCACAUGGAAGGAGUUUGUGAAGCGACACACGACACAAAUCGCGCCUUCUAUCAGGUAUGUGAAUGCGGCCAACAGCCCCAUCGCGUGUAAACCGUUAAAUAAUCGCUGCAUCAACAGAAUGAUGGCAGCCGCUACUUGUUGUAAAAAACAGCAGUUAGGCGCUGUGCAAAAUGCCACAUUUAAAGCAAAUGGUCUAACAGUGGAUCGUCUCAGGCUGCACGCAAGAAAUAGCCUUCAAGCAGCAGAAAAAUCGAACGAUUUCCGCUACAGUAAACCGCUCGAAAAUACACGAUCCCACCGAAGAAUGGGGCCGCUCGACCGAGAUGGAAACGGAUCGCCGGGAAGCCACCACCGGAGUUUAUGCUCUGCGGAAACAAGUUUCUCAUGUCCCUCCGACAGCGUGCGUGCUCUGGUAUCGAUGAUGUGA